This is a messenger RNA of Triticum dicoccoides, 1644 nucleotides long. Its product is annotated as zinc finger MYM-type protein 1-like. Lineage: Eukaryota; Viridiplantae; Streptophyta; Magnoliopsida; Poales; Poaceae. The transcript is spliced from 3 exons. The record is from RefSeq and is a predicted model, not a curated record. Bases 1 to 1644 code for a protein of 547 amino acids.
AUGAGGACGUUGCUCCAGUGCUACCUCCCCGCGUCCGAGCACGCAUACGUGCUGAAGGUAACCAAAGUCAUCAAGGAUGAGCUUGGAGAUAAGAAAUUCUCGAUACUUAUUGAUGAGGCUAGAGAUUGCUCAAUAAAGGAGGAAAUGGCAAUAAUUUUGAGAUUUUUAGAUGAUCACGGAGAACUUCAAGAGAGAUUUCUUGCUAUUAAGCACAUCACAGAUUGUACAUCUGCCGGAACUAAAGAAGCAUUGGUUCAUGUGUUGGAGUACCAUGGCCUGCCUAUUAAUAGGCUACGUGGACAGGGUUACGACGGGGCUUCAAAUAUGAGAGGUGAAUUCAACGGUUUGCAAAAGCUAAUUCGUGAUGAGAGUCCAUAUGCUUUCUUUGUUCACUGCUUUGCCCAUCAGUUGCAGUUAGUGGUUGUCACAGUGGCUCAGUGUUGUCCAGUUAUUGCUGAUUUUUUCAACUACCUUCCCUUGAUAGUGACUCAGGUGAGUUCAUCUUGCAAAAGGAAGGAUGCAUUGCUUGCAAAACAUCAAGACAACUUGAUAGAAAUGAUGGAAAAUUGUAAGAUAUCAUCUGGAACUGGGUUACAUCAAGAAACUAACCUAGCUAGACCAGGAGCUACUCAUUGGGGCUCACAUCUUAGAACCUUGCUUCGUAUGUACACAAUGUGGAAUGCAGUGGUGGAUGUGCUUGCAAUUGUGGUUGACGAUGCCCGGGAACACACUUCUCAAGGUGGAGCUUCAGGUUUGAUCAUACAGAUGGAAUGCUUCCAGUUUGUGUUCAUCAUGCUAUUCUUAAUAAACUUGUUGAGCAUCACUAAUUUGCUAUCACAAGCUUUGCAAAGAAAGAAACAAGAUGUUGUUGAAGCCAUGCGUUUGAUCUUGGAUGUGAAAGAAGCUUUGCAAAAUAUGAGGGACAAUGGGUAUGAGUCAUUAUGCGACCAAGCAAACAACUUCUGUGAGGAACAUGGCAUUGAGGUGCCAAAUAUGGAUGAUCUUGUAGGAGCUAUGGGGCAAUCUGUUCGCAGCAAGAAUAAGGUGACUCGACAUCAUUAUUUCAAGGUUAGCAUAUUCAAUGUUGCUCUUGAUGCAACUCUCACCGAGAUGAAUCACCGAUUCAAUGAAGUUAACACCGAGUUAGUGGAUUGCAUGUCUUGCCUUACUCCAACAAACAACUUCUCAAAGUUUAAUGUUGAAAAACUUAUUCGACUUGCUGAAAUUUAUGCUGAGGAUUUUACACAAGCUGAACGGUUGUUGCUAAGAACUCAACUUCCUACAUUCCUUACCAAUAUUAGGAGAAGUGAUGAAUUCGAUGGAUUUUCGGAUGUUUCUACCCUUGCUCGGUUGAUGGUUCAAACAACAAAACACAGAACUUUCCAAUUGGUAUAUCGCCUCAUCGAGUUGACAUUGAUUCUUCCAGUGGCAAUUUCCUCGGUUGAGCGAAUACUUUCAGCAAUGAAGAUCAUUAAAACUGAUUUGCGCAAUAAGAUAUCAGACGAUUGGCUCAAUGAUUUAAUGGUGUGCUAUUGCGAGCAAAGGAUAUUCAAAAGUAUCCCCGAUGAUCAAAUUAUGAUACGAUUCCAGAAAAUGAAAGAUCGCAAUGGACACUUGCCUCGUGAGUACAAUGUGAUUUCUUAG